Molecule: messenger RNA, 1242 nt
Organism: Cladophialophora yegresii CBS 114405
Lineage: Eukaryota; Fungi; Ascomycota; Eurotiomycetes; Chaetothyriales; Herpotrichiellaceae
Product: translation factor pelota
Exons: 2
Coding region: 1-1242 (413 amino acids)
Biological process (GO): RNA surveillance; nuclear-transcribed mRNA catabolic process, non-stop decay; nuclear-transcribed mRNA catabolic process, no-go decay
Cellular component (GO): cytoplasm
Source: RefSeq, a predicted model, not a curated record
AUGCGCCUCGUCAAACGACAUAUCGACAAUGACGCAAGCGGGAGCGUCACACUGUGCCCCGAAGAACCCGAGGACAUGUGGCAUGCUUACAACCUCAUUCGUCCUACAGACCUUCUCACCGCAUCUGCGAUACGGCGGGUGACCACCGAAUCAUCCUCCACUGGCUCUACCGCCUCGCAACGAGUACACACCAAUCUAACAAUACGAGUCAAGUCGACGGAUUUCGAUCCACAAGCCGGCCAACUCCAUGUCUCCGGCCAGAUCGCACGAGAGAAUAGAUAUACCAAGAUUGGACAAUUCCAUACUCUCGACCUAGAACUAAACCGCAACUUCACCCUCGAGAAGCAAGUUGAAGGUGACAAUGGCGGCGAAGGCUGGGACAGUGUGGCACGUGCACAACUAGAAGAAGCCAUCGACCAGACCCGAGGCACAGAAGCAGCGGCGGUAGUCAUGCAAGAGGGCCUGGCCAACAUAUGUUUCAUUACACAGUUUCAAACUGUCCUGAGACAAAAGGUCGAGGUCUCAGUACCACGGAAACGUACGGGAGCUGGAAGGUCGGCCGACCAUGACAAGGGAUUGCAGAAGUUCUUUAGUACACUGCUGGACACUUUAAUACGACAACUUCAGGGCCUGAUGGAGAAUAAAGACAGCAGCUCGAAUUUUCCAAUCCUGUUAGCAAGCCCUGGCUUCACGGCUGCAGGCUUCCUCAAACACAUCACCGAGACCGCCUCUACGAAGGGUGACAAAUUGCUCCAAGAUCUGGUGAAACGGAAAGCCUUCAUUGUCAUCCACAGCAGCUCGGGUCAUCUCCACAGUCUGAACGAGAUGCUCAAAAGCCCCGAGGUUUUGGUAAGGCUGAAGGAUACGAAAUACGCCAGAGAGACGUCCUUGAUGGACGACUUCUUUGCGCUGUUGCGGAAGGACGAUGGGCGCGCUUGGUACGGACCAAAAGAGGUCGAGGCGUGUGUAGACAAGGGUGCAGUAGGACGUGGUGGAGGUGUCCUCCUCAUCAGCAAUGCUCUCUUCCGCAGCCAAGAUGUAGCUACGAGGCGAAGAUGGGUCAGGCUUGUGGACAGAGUGAGGGAAGUCGAAGGCGGAGAAGUCAGGGUGCUCAGUAGUGAUCACGAAAGUGGAAAAAGGUUGGAAGGGCUUGGAGGCAUUGCUGCCAUCUUGACGUUUCCCAUUGACGAUAUUGAGUCGGACGGUGAAGAUUCCGGGGAGGGUGGGAGUGAGGAAUCAUAG